AUGAGCCCGCGCUCGCAGUCGCCGCUCAGUGAGGGCGAGAUCAGCGAGGACGGGGAGAAGGUUACAAAAUACGCACCUCACCGCAAAAACACCGAUGUUGAUUCGUCCGUCAGACUCGCGUCUUCAUCUCGAUCUUCGCGACCUUCCGGCCGUGAGGCGUUGAUGAACGACAGGAAAUCCCAUUUUGGAGACCACGACCACGUCAGGACCCGUGACCGCUCCAGGUCGCCAUACCGCCGUGAUCGCUCGCGCUCGAGAUCGCCGUAUCGCGCAGACAGAGAUGGAAAGGGGGAGAAGCGGCGGCGACAGGAGGACCACUACGGCAAGGGCACGUCAGAUCCGCGACGUCACAAGGUGUACGAGGACAAACCGGGACGCGGCCAUGGGCACGGCAGCUAUCGCGAUCCUGAUCGGCCUUCCCAAGUCGAUCAUGGCCCUGCGCACAGCGACAGACGCGAACGAGACCGUGCCAGUACCCGUGACUCUCACGGCGAGCGCAACCGCGACCGUAGCCGAUCACCUUAUCGAGCACCGAUGGCGAAUGAACGACCUCACAGCAGAGCCGGACACGCUGGUCAAGUGGAGGCGGGAAGCGGGCGUGCAAAUCUGCCUUACGCACAACGCGAGUCCAUUCCACAGCCUUCGAAUGGAAAGGUCAUUACUAAGUCGACACCACAUGUAGAACAGCAGCCACCGGUCGCGGAUGAAGCCAGCCAGGCAAGGUCAGUCAAGUCAUUUGAGACCGCAUGCGUACCGCAAACUGAAACCGUCUCGUACAGUCAACAAGCGGAGAGUGCAGAGCCGGAGAAGAAGCUUACAGAAGCUGAACUAAUCGAGCAACGCCGCAAGAAGCGUGAGGCAAUUAGGAAGAAGCAUGCGGCAACGUCUGCAAACGACUCUCUACUUCGCGCGACUUUGGAAUCCAACCUACCUUCGGCUGACCCAACCCCAAGCAACGAGGGCGACGGCCCUGGAGCAAACUCUCCGCCGUCUUCCGCAAACUCACCGGGUACUCCAAGGGAUAGCUCAUCAGCUCCAGCCUCGCCUGCCGAGCUUACUGGAAUGAAAGACGAGGAUCUGGUGAAUCCUCUUCAAGUAAAUGCGGCAACUGACGACCAGGGUCAGGCCGCCGCGGAUUACGACCCGGCCCAGGACAUGGACGAAGACAGGCCGGACUUCAAACGCCAAGAUGUUAUUCAGGAGAUGGCAACCCAACUCGCGCCAGAGGACGAAGCUUCCUCAAACAACGCCAACAAGGACAAGAAGUCUGCAGAUGAAUUCGACAUGUUUGCCGAAGACGACAUCGACAUGUUUGCGGCGGAGGAGCUGCCGGCGGAUCGCGACGCGUCGAAGCAAGCCCGUGCCCUCGACGAGAGCCUCCUGGACAACUGGGACUAUCCUGACGGCCACUACCGCAUCAUCAAUGGUGAGCUUCUGGAUGGCAGAUAUGCGGUCGAGCAACAAGUUGGCAAGGGAACAUUUGCGACAGUGGUGCGAGCGCGCGACGCCAAGACUGGGAGUAAAGUUGCUAUCAAGAUUGCCUGCAGGAACGACACGAUGUUCAAGGCGGGACAAAAGGAGAUGCAUUUCGUCGAGCGCCUCAACGAGAAGGAUCCUGAGGACAAGCGGCACAUUGUGCGGCUCCUCGGUAACUUCAUGCAUAAAGGCCAUCUUUGCUUGGUCUUCGAAGGCCUUCAUAUGGACUUGCGUGAGGUGCUGAAGAAAUUUGGGCGGGAUGUCGGCAUCAACUUGGAGGCUGUCAAGAUGUACGCAUACCAGAUGUUCCAGUCGCUGUUGCUGAUGAAGAGCGCGGAGGUCCUGCACGCAGAUUUGAAGCCCGACAACAUCCUGAUCAACGAGAAGCGCACGUUCAUCAAGAUUUGUGAUUUUGGUACUGCGACUCUGCAGCAAGACGCGGAGCUGACGCCGUAUCUCGUCUCGCGCUUCUAUCGUGCACCAGAAGUCAUUCUGGGGAUGGACUUUGACUACGCCAUUGACAUGUGGGCUAUCGGAUGCACGCUCUACGAGCUCUACGCGGGCCGAAUUCUCUUCAAUGGCUCGGAUAAUAACAACAUGCUGCGAGUGAUCCAGGAGUGCCGCGGCAAGCUUCCUAACCGACUCAUCAAGCGAGCAAAGCUUGCGGAUAAGUACUUCGAUGAUAGCUUCACCUUCUACGGCCUGGAGCGGGAUAAAAUGACGGGGAACGUGGUGCAGCGGCCGAUGCACUUCGGCCAAGGCCUUCCAGGUAGAGACCUCAAGUCGCGACUGAGUGGUAACGUCAACCGGAUGGAGGCUAAGGUGUUGAGGGAGCACCAUGCUUUCGUCGACUUGCUGGACAAGUGUCUGCAGCUGGAUCCAGACAAGCGCAUCAAGCCGAAGGAUGCUCUUCAUCACCACUUCUUUGCCCGUCCAGGAGCGCAGACAAAGCCGAGAACCUCUGUCGCUUCUACGCCGACUUUCCGGCCCAUUGCUGUUCAGCAUGCUGGAUAG
Messenger RNA from Lecanosticta acicola, 2490 nucleotides. Lineage: Eukaryota; Fungi; Ascomycota; Dothideomycetes; Mycosphaerellales; Mycosphaerellaceae. The record is from the annotation of a GenBank genome assembly.